Neopelma chrysocephalum (saffron-crested tyrant-manakin) is the source of this 951-nucleotide messenger RNA. RefSeq names its product ras-related protein Rab-39B-like. The transcript is spliced from 3 exons. Bases 193 to 906 code for a protein of 237 amino acids. Lineage: Eukaryota; Metazoa; Chordata; Aves; Passeriformes; Pipridae. The record is from RefSeq and is a predicted model, not a curated record. Gene Ontology annotation, molecular function: GTPase activity; GTP binding.
AAGGGCGGGCGCGGGUUGCUUCCUCCCUCUCUCGGUAAUGGCGGCGGGGCGGGUGGGCGCUGCUGGGCCCGGCGGGACCAUCCUUCGACAUCCGCCGCCAUCCGCCCUCCCCGGGGCUCUCCCGCCGCCCGGCCCCGCCGCCCCGGCUCCCCGUGGGCACCUCGCCCCGCGGCGGAGCUUCGGGGCGCUCCGAUGGCCGGGAAGGGCAGCGCGACCUUGAUCCGCCCCGGGCGGGGCCCGGCACCGGCAGAGGCACCGAUGGAGCCGCCGUGGCAGUACCAGUUCCGGGUGAUCAUGCUGGGGGACUCCACGGUGGGGAAAUCCUCCCUGCUCCGGCGCUACACCGAGGGCACCUUCCUGGACACCGUCAACCAGACGGUGGGGGUGGAUUUCUACGUCCAGUUCGUGGAGCUGGAGCCGGGGCUGAGGGUGAAGCUGCAGUUCUGGGACACGGCCGGGCAGGAGAGGUUCAGGUCCGUGACUCGCUCCUACUACCGCAACUCCGCCGGGGGGAUGCUGCUCUUCGACCUCACCAACCGCGCGUCCUUCGAGAGCGUGCGGCGCUGGCACCGUGAGGUGACCGACACGGUGCAGCCCUUCCGCGUCGUCUUCCUGCUGGUGGGGCACAAGAGCGACCUGGCGGGGCAGCGCCGCGUGGGCCGCAGGGAGGCCGAGAGGUUGGCGGCCUCGCUGGGCGCCCAGUACGUGGAGACCUCGGCCAAGGACGCCUCCAACGUGGCCCUGGCCUUCCAGAUGCUGACGGUGGCCAUCUACCAGGCGCUGCAGACGGGGAGGUUGGCGGCCACCGAGGCGUGGGACGGGGUGAAGAGCAGCGUCCCCCUGCCCGUGCCGCCCAAAGCCCGGCUGUCGGAGAAGGAGGAGAAGAGGAAGAGGUGCUCGUGCUAGAGCUUGGGGACACGAGGGCUGGGACGUGCUGGGACGUGCCCCCUG